Molecule: messenger RNA, 4404 nt
Organism: Entelurus aequoreus (snake pipefish)
Lineage: Eukaryota; Metazoa; Chordata; Actinopteri; Syngnathiformes; Syngnathidae
Gene: cplx3b
Product: complexin 3b
Exons: 3
Coding region: 193-663 (156 amino acids)
Biological process (GO): neurotransmitter transport; synaptic vesicle exocytosis; regulation of neurotransmitter secretion
Cellular component (GO): terminal bouton; SNARE complex
Molecular function (GO): syntaxin binding
Source: RefSeq, a predicted model, not a curated record
AUCAUCAUCAUCAUCAUCAUCAUCCUCCUGCUGGACCACCGUGCUGCUGCCAAACGCACCAAAUCCGGGACUACACUCCGAUUGCGCGCAUUCAGGAGGAUCUUUUUUUUUUUUUUAAAUAGGUGUGAGAAUCCAUCGAGUCUGCAAAACUUCUAGCCCAGGAAGGACCCCCGCCGGACCCCCAAAGAAGCGAUGGCGUUCAUGGUGAAGCACGUGGUGGGGGGCCAGCUGAAGAACCUGACGGGCGGGCUGACGGAGGAGAAGCCCGAGGCGGAGAAGACGGACGCGGCGGCGCAGGGGAUGACCCAGGAGGAGUUCGAACAGUACCAGCAGCAGCUGGAGGAGGAGAAGCAAGAACGAGAGGCCAGCGUCGCCCAGAAGAAAGCGGAGAGAGCCACAGUGAGGAGUCAUUUUCGGGAUAAGUACAGACUACCAAAGAACGAACUGGACGAGACACAGAUCCAGCAGGCGGGCGACGACGUGGUCCUGCCCACCGAGCUGGCCAAGAUGAUCGCCGAGGACGGCCAGGAGGAGGCGCACAAGCAGUCGGUGCUGGGACAGCUGUCCAACCUGCAGAACGUGGACAUGGACCAGCUGAAGGACAAGGCCCAGGCCACGCUGGAAGACCUGAAAAAGCAGACGGAGAACUGCAGCCUCAUGUGAUGUUGUGACGAUGAGUGACGGCAUCCGAAGGGGCGGAGCUUCUGGGAAGGAGGAAGUAGCACGUUUGGCUCAUUUACAGUAGGGAAGGGAUUCAUACCGCCCCAUUCCUGGGUGGAUCAUUUUGGCAAUGUAGUCUGCUGAAAAUGAUGGAAAGGUCCACGCUACAUAGCAACUGUGGUCAAAGUUGGAAUUGCCACAAAGCCCAUAUUAAGAUAUUCAACACUCUACGGCCUAAGUGAAUAGUGCACACCCCAAAUUCGUCACGUUUCACGUGUCAGGUAAACCGCGACGAACGGGGCCAUAUGAAUCCCCUUCCUAAUGUAUUUCUUAACGUUUAAUUUGGCCAAGUUUCCACAAAACAGUUUUAUGUUUCCAACAAAACAACUGGUCUGUAACAAUUUUGGGUGAUUUUUUUUACAACAGCGCCGAAAAAUACGGAAGAAAUAAUUUGACAAUGACGACAUUUUUUUGUUUUUUUUACAACUGCAAAGGAGCCAUUUUGCGUUUCGUGUUCACAGACAAUGUUUUAAAUCGAGUUACACUCCGACACAAAGUUUUUUUUGUGCCAUGACACAAUCUAGUAAAAACGUUUUUUGUUUUCUUAACAAGUGGCAUUAAAACAGACGUACAGAAAACGUUGUAAUGCCCAUAGCAGGCCACUAGGAGGCGAUGACACACUUCUUAUGUACGAACAAACUACUUUACCUCGCAGAUCUUAUCGAAAAAUUUCGCCUUUGUCGACGUUUAGAGUUUGACGUACAGUACGUUAACUAAAUGCCCGCUAGAGUACUUGAAACGGUACAAGAACAAGUUCCGACAUUUUUUGGCACGCUAAUGAGUAUCCUUGGUUUAUCCGGCCGCACUGUACACGGUAACACUGACAGGGACGUCGUUACCAUGAAAACAAACCACAACAAGACCAUAUUUUCUGCUUAAUUCUAGAGAGAAAAAAACUUAAACAUUUUAGGAAAAUGGCCGAAAUGAUAGCUAACUAACACUAGCGGCUAGCUUGUUUGUGGGAGAGUAGCUAACAUGUGAAUUUAAUAAUAAUACAUUUGAAUUAUAGUGCAUUUUACAUUUCAAUGACAUCUCAAAGUGCUAAAGUAAAUCAUUUGGGUAGCAAAAAAAUGAUAAUAACAAAUAAGAGACAAUAAAGCCAGACUUUUUGCUGUUGUCCAGCAAGUAAGUCCCGCCUCUCUGAUAGGACAUUACCCGUGUGAAAGUGGCCGCUUUUAACAAACGCAUACCUUUUUUUUUUUUUGUCGUUUACUCAAACCUUUCUUUUUAAAUAAUAACGGGCCUCUUUUUGGACUUUACUGUGUGCAAUAAAUAUUCUGCACAUUAAGAGCAUCUUGCAGCAUUACACCAUCUUUGCUGCACCAUCUACAAGCAGGAAGUGUGCUCUUUGUGUACAGUUUGUGUUCGUCCCCCAAACUGUGCACCCCCGGGAGGACAGCUGUCUUAAUGAAAUACUGUAAACGCUCUGAUUAUUAUUAUUUUAUAUUAUUAUUAUUAUUAUUAUUAUCACAUUACAAACACAAGGAGGGCGAAAAGUCAACCCAGGUUGUAACAGCGUUAAGGAACAAACUGCCCUCUCAGCAUUAAUAGCGCAAGCAGAGGAAGAUAAUGCAAAUAACGCCAUCUUGUGGAGUUCUUUCAAAAGAAAAUACAUCAGGAGGUCGCCUACAGCCGCAGCCCUUCAUGCUUUUUGCUUUAGUAGACUGUUUUCAUUAGUGGUUCUCAAACUUUUUCCCACCUCAGAAAACACUCGGCUCUCCAAGAACCACCAUAAUGACCAGCAUUACAAUACAGUAGCGUGGUAGGCCUAAGUAUUCAUUAAAAAGAAUGCAGAGAUUUUAUUUAACCUCUAAAGGCCUUAGUGGCCACAUGCGUGGACAGCACCUUUUAGCUCUUAUUUCCAAAAUUGUGUACACUACUGAAUUGGGAUCUUAUGCCGACAUAUGGACACUUAUACUGCCACACCACUUAUACUGGUGGUGUCAGAAGAGUACAACAUACAAUGGAAUUUGGGGAAAAAAAGUGUAAAAAUAAAACUUUGCAUGUCACUACACAUGAAGUACACGUUUGUGUACUUAUGGACUAAGUACAUCAUAUUAAAAGAUUAUUUUUAGUUUUUAUUCUACUGAGGGUCCAAUAAGCCCAAAUAGCAAAGAGAAAUAAAAAAAGCAUGAAAACAAACAGCUUGGGCCUUAAGAGGUUAAGAAGUAUAUAUAUAUUGUUUUUCGGCCACUGUGACAUUAUACACGGUUUGAACAGUAACACUGUGUUUGGAUGUAGGAAAAUAAAACACUGUACUUUCAUCAAGUGAUUCUUUGGCGUACCACUAGAUCAGGGGUCGGCAACCCAAAAUGUUGAAAGAGCCAUAUUGAACUAAAAAUAACCAAUACAAAAUUAAAUUAAAGGCCUUAUAUAGGUCUUAUAAUGCAGGCAACACAUGAUGUAAGUGUCUAUAUUAGCUAUUAACGAUCAAAAUGACUAUGUUUCGCAGGCUGACGCAUUUCUUUGUUGAUAGAAAUGUUGAAAUGUAAUAUUUAUUCUACACAUUUUUGCAACAUUUGAAAACAUUAGUAAAACACAUACGGCUAGCCUAAGUAGCAUGUUAGCAUCGAUUAGCUUGCAGUCAUGCACUGACCAAACGUGCCUGAUUAGCACGCCACACAAGUCAAUAACAUCCACAAAGCUCACCUUUGUGCAUUCACGCACAGCAUGAAACGUUUUUUGGACAAAAUGAGACACACAAAAAAAAGGAGUGGCAUAAAAACACGUCUUUCUGUGGCAGCUACAUGUAAACAAACUAUACGGUGCGUUCAAGGACCGCCAGAAAUUAGUAGGACAAAACGGCAGAGUCCUCUCAUCAGUGAAGCAUGUUUAAUGUAAACAGUGGUAUUUCUGACAGUUAGGAAGGUUUGUGUCACGUUUUCUCUCUUUCAGAAACAAUAUUAAAACAAAAAUUCAAUUUUUUCCAUCAUCUUUUCCAUUUUCAUAAUUUUUUUAAAAAGGCUCCAUGGAGCCACUAGGGCGGCGCUAAAGAGUUUGAGAACCACUGGACUCCAGGCAUUAACCGGAGCAUUUACGGUAUGUAAAUAUGAAUAAUAAAAAAUAUAUAUAUAUAUAUAUAUAUAUAUAUUAUAUAUAGUAUUAUAUAUAUUAUAUAUAUAUAAUAUAUAUAAUAUAUAUAUAUAUAUUAUAUAUAUAUAUAUAAUAUAUAUAUAUAUAAUAUAAAAAAUAAAAAGCUGCUGUAAGGCGUUAGAGGCCAAAGGUUUUGUUGUAAAAAAAAAAAGCGUGUCCGAUAUCCGUGUGGCGUUAUUUAUGUCGUUAAUGUCCGGGGAGGGGGCGCGUCACCUUUAACCCCUCACGCCCGCAACCGCCGUGUCCUAGUGGUGCCGUUAUCGUAUCGAUGGAUUGCUGUCGUUCAGCCCGUGUUGACGUGACGUCUCGGUGAACCGCUCCUUCGUGGUUUUUGUUGUGCGUGCGGCGGUGGCGCCAAGGCCUGCCCACUUUAGUUCCGCCGUGUAAAUUAGUGCGUAUUUUCAGUGCGAAACGUGUCGUUAUCCGUCGGGGACGAAAGCGUCGGGGCGUUUGUGACGCGUCUCGAUGCUUUUGUCCGUCACAUGAAAAAAAAAAAAAAAAAAAGGUGAGCUUCUUGUCGUGUGAUAGCACAGCAGUAGAAGAAAAAGUAGCAAUAAGUCGUUUUUUUCUAACAUGGCUACUACUGUAAUA